AUGGCUGUGAGCAAAGCGGUGCGGCUCUGUGGCCAUCUGAGGCAGUGGUCCAGUGUGCCGACGCGAAUGGUUAAACCUCAUCCCGCGGUGUCGGCAGCGUAUCCGGAUGUGCGUCGGUUUAACACCAGCGGGGGCCUGCAGGAAAAGUUGGCCACCAAGAGCGUCCAGAGGCACGACUGGAAUCGGGCCGUCAGCGAGGCGGAAAAGAUCGUUGGCUAUCCGACGUCGUUCCUCAGCCUCCGGUGGUUGCUGAGCGACGAGAUCGCGAACGUGGCGCUGCAUCUACGCAAGCUGGUCGGCAGCAAUCAUCCGCUGCUGAAAACUGCCAAAACGCUGAUCUAUAACGACAAAAACCAACAAGCGUGGGGACUGAUUGUGCUGCUUGUGUCGAAAGCGGCCGGACAUGUUGCCACCAUUCCCGACAUGGAGCAAGACAAGAGCGCCGGUGUACUCCAUUCCCAGCGCGCCCUGGCCGAGGUCACCGAGAUGAUCCGCACCUCGCAUCUCGUCCACCAGGGUAUGCUUAACCUGCAGUCGUUCGAUAAUGCCGGCAAUGAUCUGAGCGGUGACAGUGACAUGAUCUUUGGCAACAAGAUCGCACUGCUCGGUGGUGAUUAUCUGCUUGCGAACGCCUGUCAGCAAGUGGCAACGUUAAGGAAUCAAGAUUUGAACAUGCUCAUUUCGUCCGCCUUCCGCGAUCUGGCAGAGUCGAACUUUAUCGGUGAACGGGACGAGCAGAACAAUCCACUGCCCACGAAGCCGAGUGCACACGCGAAGGAACUCGCCGCCGACGUGAACAGCCUGGAUGAUUUGGGGUUCGGCGAUCUGGAGGAUAAUACCGAACCGAUGAAGAUUGACGGCGUUGUUGGUAGUCCGGAAAAGGAAUGGUCACUACGGCACGUGCUCGGCGGCGGUAGUCUGCUUGGGAAAAGUUGCCAGGGUGCGCUAAUGCUUGGCGGUCAUCCGGAAUCGCUCCAGAAGCAGGGCUAUCAGUUCGGGAAGCAUCUUUCGUUGGCUUGGCAGGCGUGUAUCGAUAUGCAGCCAUUCCUGUUACCGAAGCUACCGAUGGGUGCUCAGUUUAGUUUGGUGUCUGCUCCGGUACUAUUCCAGCUGGAGCACGACAGCGCAUUGUACGAGGAGAUCGAGAAGGGUCGCAAAUCUGUCGACAACAUCGACUACACCAAAGUCCACGAGGCGGUCCUUGAAGGUCCCGGACUGGAGAAGACCAAGAUUCUCCAACGCAAGCACAGCUUAGCGGCAAUGAAGGUGCUGAACGAACUGCCGGCCACGGACGCCAGGAGAGCUUUGCAGAACAUUAUUCUAGCCAUGCAAGAGCUGUAA
Messenger RNA from Anopheles marshallii, 1341 nucleotides. RefSeq names its product all trans-polyprenyl-diphosphate synthase PDSS2-like. The transcript is spliced from 4 exons. Bases 1 to 1341 code for a protein of 446 amino acids. The record is from RefSeq and is a predicted model, not a curated record. Gene Ontology annotation, molecular function: prenyltransferase activity. Gene Ontology annotation, cellular component: mitochondrion; transferase complex. Lineage: Eukaryota; Metazoa; Arthropoda; Insecta; Diptera; Culicidae. Gene Ontology annotation, biological process: isoprenoid biosynthetic process; ubiquinone biosynthetic process.